Molecule: messenger RNA, 1029 nt
Organism: Pelodiscus sinensis (Chinese soft-shelled turtle)
Lineage: Eukaryota; Metazoa; Chordata; Testudines; Trionychidae
Source: RefSeq, a predicted model, not a curated record
AUGGCCGCGCCCAACAGCACAACUUUCAGUCACCUCACCUUCGUCCUGGUCGGCAUCCCGGGCCUGGAGCCCUGGCACCCCUGGAUCUCCAUCCCCUUCGCGCUGAUUCACCUCAGCUUCGUCCUGGUCGGCAUCCCGGGCCUGGAGCCCUGGCACCCCUGGAUCUCCAUCCCCUUCGCGCUGAUGUACACGGUGGCUGUUCUGGGGAACUGUGGUCUCCUCCUGCUCAUCGCCACCCAGCGCAGGCUGCACGAGCCCAUGUUCAUUUUCCUCUCCAUGCUGGCGGUGGCCGACUUGCUGUUAUCCACCACCACAGUGCCCAACACGCUGGCCAUCUUCUGGUUUGGACCCAAGGACAUUUCCUUCAGUUCCUGCCUCACCCAGGUGUUCUUUGUGCACUUUGGGUUUGCCGUCGAGUCGGCCGUCCUGCUGGCCAUGGGGUUUGAUCGGUACGUCGCCGUCUGCGACCCCCUGAGGUACACGACUGUCCUCACCAACGAGAAGAUCGGGAAAAUAGCCACGGCCAUUGUCGUCAGAAGCUUUUUUAUAAUUGUCCCUGAUGUCUUUCUUCUCAAAUGGCUGCCCUUCUGCGCCAGCAACGUCAUCCCGCACUCCUACUGUGAGCACAUCGGGGUGGCCAGGCUGGCCUGUGCAGACAUCUCUCUCAAUAUCUGGUUUGGCUUUUCAGUGCCUAUUCUCACCUUUAUACUAGACUUUGUGUUCAUCGCCGUGUCCUACGUGCUGAUCCUCAGGGCUGUCUUCAAGCUGCCCACCAAAGAAGCCCGGCUCAAGACGCUAAGCACUUGCGCCUCCCACUUUUGUAUCAUCCUCUUAUUUUACGUCCCAGCGUUUUUCACUCUCCUAACCCACCGCUUUGGCCACAAUAUCCCUAAACACAUUCACAUCCUGCUGGCCGAUCUCUACGUGCUCGUCCCCCCCGUGCUAAACCCCAUUGUUUAUGGGAUGAAAACCAAGCAGCUGCGGGAACAAAUGGUCUGCGUGUUGUCCCAGACGUGGAAAUGGUGCUGA